ACGCUGAGGCCCCAUCUCUAGCGCCGCGCCUGCUCUCACUCCCGGGCACCAUGGGCGCCGGCGCGACCAAGGGCAUCAACCCGCCCAAGGGCGUGGCCUUCGAGGAGGCGGCGCUGCCCUUCGUCGGGCUGCGCGCGUCCCAGCUCCGGGCGCUGCGCACGGCCUUUGGGGAGUACGCCCAGGGCUACAGCGUCGAGCUCGACGAGUUCCGCGCCGUCGUGCGGCCCGUCGUCGGCGCGGCGGCGGCGGACGCGGCCUUCGCCUUGCUCAAGGGCGGGAUCAAGGGCGCGCCGAACGACGCGACCGAGGUCGACAUGGCGCGGCUCCUCGGCCCCGCGGCUUUGACCGCCGCGGCGGAGCUCGACGACGUCCUCGCGCUCCUCGCGGACGCGUGCCGCCUCGACGAGACGGCGGGCCUGACGCUGCAGCACGUCAUCGUCGGCGUCGCCUGCUGGACCAAGGGCGUCGUCGCGCCGCCGUCGGCCGAGGAGACGGACUACGCGCUCACGCUCCUGGCGUUGAAGGCCGCGCCCAAGGGCCUCGGCGACCGCAGGGCCCUCGAGGGCGCCCUCAAGGCCGCGCCCGAGUUCGCCGCCUGGAUUUUGGCGCUGAGCGCCGCGGCGUCGGACGUCGUCGUCGCCCGCGCGACGGCGACGGCGCCCGCGGCCGGCGCCGUCGACGUGCUCGCGCGCUACGCGGCGCCGCGCAAGUACCGGCCGCCGCGGCGCCGCGAGGGCUCCUCCUUCACGGUCCUCGACGGCUGCUACGUCAUGUACGGCGGCGUCGACGAGCAGGACGCCAACGCCUGCACGUCCGACGUCCACGUCGUCUCCGAGUUCCCCGGGGCCGUGCUCUGCGACCGCACGCGCGCGCGCGGCGCCGCGGCGCCGGACGCGCGCGCGCACCACGCGGCCUGCGCGGUCCACGGCGGCGCCUGCCUCUUCGUCUUCGGCGGGCUCGGCGGCAACGGCGCGCGCUUCAACGACGCCUGGCUCCUCGCCCGGGGCGACGGCUUCUUCGAGUGGAAGCGGCCCAAGGCGUCCGGCCGGCCGCCGUCGCGGCGCCGCGACGCCGUCGCGUGCGAGGCCCGCGGCAUGUCCAACGACGGGCCGGGGCUCGUCGUCGUCUACGGCGGCGCGGCGGACGCCGGCGCCGCGGCGCUGCUGGGCGACCUCUGGGUGCUCGCGUUUUCGUUGAAGACCAUCGCGACGUGGUCGGCCGUCGUCUUCGGACCGGACUCCUCGCCCGCGCCCGCGCCGCGGCUCGGCGCGACGCUCGCCCGGGCGGGCACGGCCAAGGUGCUCCUCUUCGGCGGACUGACGAAGCCCAAGGACGCCGCGGCGGCGGCGGCGGUCGUCCACACCGUCGAGGUGGCGGCGGGCGCGUCGUCCGUGGACCCCUACGUCGCGACGGCGUCCGCGAUGCCCUGCGCGGUGGCCGACGCGUCCCUGGCGCCGCCGAGCCGCCGGUCGGGCGUGGUCUGCGCCGUCCUGGGCAACGAGCGCAAGGUGCUGGCCUUCGGGGGCUUCGACGGGCGGCUCCGGCGCGCGCACAGCGACGUCUGGGAGCUGGCGAUGGACGAGGAGACGGGCGGCACGUGGGCGCGGCUCCACGACGGCGUGGCGUCCAACUACGUCGCCGGGUCCAUGGACCGCCCGAAGGUGCCCGCGCUCGCGGCCUUCACGAAGCGGCAUCUGGCCGUGCUCUCGGAGAGCGACGACGGCGACCGCCUCGACGAGCUGCUGAGCGUGUCCGUGCGCGAGGCGCCCGGCGCCGGCGCCGUGCCGGAGCAUCGCAUCGCCGCCAUCAUCCGCCGCCUCGGGGCGGCGCGGCCCCUGGACAUCCCGCCGCCGGACGUCGCCGAGCCGGGGCCGGAGAGGCCCGAGCCCGCCGAGGGCGAGGACCCGCCGCCGGAGCCGGAGCCCAAGAAGCCGCCGAGCCGCGUCCGCGCGUCCCUGGCCUGGGUCUACGGCGUGUCCUGCCGCGGCGCGCGGGGCUCCUGCGUCUACGUCGGCGCCGGCGCGGUCGCGUACGCCGCCGGGUCCUUGGCCGUCGUCGCGACGAAGACGCGCGUCGAGGAGACGGGCGUCGUCGAGAAGCUCGAGCUCGAGCCGGCGGCGGAGGACUGGGAGCCGGCGCCCCCCGGCGCGGCCCGCGACGACGAUGAGGACGACGACGACGAGGACGUCGUCGUGCCGACCGAGGACGUCUUCCGGCCCCUGACGCAGGAGGAGGAGGACGAGUACAGGGAGGCGGGCGCCCUCGAGUCGGAGCUCGCCGUCGUGAAGGCGUCCAAGGACGUCGUCGACCAGCGCGUCUCCUACGCCCACGGCGCCGAGGUGCUCUGCGUCGCCGCCGCGGGCGGGAUCUGCGCGUCGGGCGAUUCGACGGGCGCCGUGGCCCUCUGGCGCGGCGGGUCCCUGGAGGUCCUAGCCCGGGCCGACGACGUCUUCGGCGCGUCGAAGCCCGCGAGUCUCGUCGCCUUCGCGCCCGGCGGCGCCGGCGCGCUCCUCGUCGUCGGAAACGGGUCCGUCGCGGUCUUCGACGUCGACGGCGCGUCCAAACUGACGAAGACCUUCGCCGGCGCGGCCGCCCACGGCGCGGCCUACGCCGCGGCCUGGGUCUCGCCGUCGGCCUUCGUGGUGCUCGGCGAGCACGGCGGCUUCCUCUGGCGCGAGGCCUACGUCGGCGACGGCUACGCGGCCGCGCCCUUGCUCUCGGACGAGAAGCUCGCGCCGCAGCUCGCCGUCGCGACGCUCGACGGCGGUUCGGGCCUCCCGGGCCGCGAGUCCUUCGCGACGGGCGGCGCCGACGGGUCGCUCCACGUCUGGUGCGGCCGCACGCUCUCCAAGUCCCAGCUCUGCCACGCGGGGCAGGCCGUCCUCGCGCUCGCGUCGUCGAAGAACGUGCUCGCGACGGGCGGCGCCGACGGCGACGCGCGCGUCUGGGCCGUCGCCGUGGCCGAGCCCCUGGACCCGCCCGUCGACGACGCGCCGGACCCGGCCGCGCCGCCCGACCGCGGCAACUGGAUCAACGGCACGCAGGCGGACGCGAUCGGCCCCGCGCCGGCCCCCGACGACGAGGCCGAGGACGCGUCCACGAAGCUCUUCGAGCCCACGUACGUGCCCGAGGUGCGCGAGGCGCCGCCCGUGGACCUGUUGGAUGCGCCGAAGCCGUCCGUGGCGCUCCGGUGCGUCGCGUCGCUCGACGGCUGCGCCGAGCCCUUCGCGGUGACGUCCCUCGACUUCGCCGCGGGCGCCGCGGCGCUCCUCGUCGCGUCGGCCGACGGCACGGCGCGCGAGUUCGCCCUGCCGUUGGAGGCGGGCGGCGCGAUCGGCGACGGCGCGCGCUACGCGACGGGGCCGGGCCCCGCGGGGCACGCGGUCGCGACGCACCCGCGGGGCAAGGCCGAGGCGGCGACGGCCGGCGGCGUCUUCGAGGGCCUCGUCAAGCUCUGGGACACGGAAAAGCACAAAGUCGCCGGCGAGCUGUCCUACGGGUCCUCCGCGGCGACGGCCGUCGACUACUCGCCGACCGCGCGGACCCUGGCCUUCGGCACGGCCGCGGGCGCCGUCGUCCUCGCGAAGCGCAAGCCCUUCGAGCUGGCCACGGUCAUCUGCGAGCCCGGCGCCGGCGCGCCCGUGGCCGCGGUCGCCUGGGCGCCCGAGGGGCCGUCGCUCGCGGUCGCGACGGAGGCGGGCGCCGUCGACGUCUACGCGUUCAAGGACGGCGCGUGGCGCAAGGUCGCCGCGUCGCCGCCGGGGCCCGAGCCCCUGCUCGCCGUCGACUUCUCCGCCGACGGCGCCUUCCUCCGGGCCGCGACGCCGAGCGGCGUUUCUUACUUUGCGGCGCCGGGCGCGGACGACGAGCCCGCGGCGGACGACGCCGGCGAGGGCGACGACGAGGCGGAGGCGCCGAAGAAGAAGAAGGCGGCGCCCAAGGAGUACGUCGUCAAGGAGUGCAAGGUCGCCGCGCCCGACGACGUCGCGGCCGUCGACUGGGCCGCCAAGGCCGCGGCGCCGGCGGAGUCGCUCGACGCGCUCCAGGGCGCGGUGGAGCCGCCGGCCGAGGACGAGGAGGACGAGGACGACGACGACGCGCCGAAGAAGGCCAAGGUCGAGCCGCCGCCGGCCGUGCGCCCGGCGCCGAGCGGCGUCCGCGUCACGCUCAAGCGGCCCGACGGCGGGCACGCGCCCGUCGCGCACGCGGUCGCCGCGGCCCUCGCGGUCAAGACCACGCCCCAGCUCCUCCUCUCCACGGGCGCCGGCGACGGCCUCCUCGUCCAGUGGGGGCUGACGCUCGCGCCGGAGCCGACGGAGGACGCUCGGCGGGCCGCCUCGUCGCGCGACGGCGCCAUGGCGGCGCGCUACGAGGUCGACGACGAGGAGGCGCCGGCGCACGACGACGACCUCGACUGGGAGUCGACCAUCACCUUCAUGGUCGACCGGGAGACGACGCGCGCGACGCGCCUGGGCGCCGCGAAGCGCCACCGGCCCUUCCGCGGCUCCGUGCAGGUGCCCCGCAUGCCCCUGGACCAGUUCUGCAAGCUCCUGCACCACGACCCGCGGCGCGCGAGGCUCUCCGACGACGCGUUCCACAGCCGCUACGGCUACGGCUACGACGCGGUGCUCGCGCUGCGCCACGACGACGACGCGGACGGCGGCCGGCUCAGCGCCAAGGCGCGCGAGAUCGUCAAGAAGCUCCACGGCGGCGGCGUCGAGACGAGGCUCGAGCGCGCGUCGCGGGGCCGGAAGGUGCUCUUCGUGCUCCUCCGCGCGCCGGUGCACCGCCUCGCGCACGCGGCGGACCAGCUGGACUGGAUCGUGCCGCUCUGCCCCGCCGCCGUGGAGCGGCGCAUCACGCGCGGCGCCGAGGGCAUCAAGCCCCGGACGCUGCACCACGACCCCAAGCUCACGCACGGCCGCGGGCCCUACGUCUUGAUCCACGGCAAGUACGACACGGACGAGGGCCUCCAGGCGCUCUACGACGCGCCGCGGGGCUGCGCGCACCUCUUCGAGUGGUCGCUCCUGCGGCUCAAGCUCCUCUUCGCCAUCUUGGAGAUGCCCCACCGCCAGGGCGGCUGCGGGCUCUCGGUGAAGGCGCAGGUCGAGGGCGGCGACUUCCUCGCCGCGUACCCGCUCCACGACCGCGCGCGGCGCGAGCUCGCGAGCCGCUGGUCCAUGCACGCGCCGCGCCUCGACCUCGUGCGCAGCUACUUCGGCGAGCGCCUCGCGCUCUACUUCGCGUUCGUGAACCACCUCGCGCUCUGGUGCGGCUUCAGCGCGGCCGCGGGCGUCGCGACGACGGCGGCCAUGUACUGGGAGAACACGAUCGCGGACCGCGCGCGGAAGCACUCGCGCAUCCUGCCCGUCUUAACCUUCUUCCAGUGCUGCUGGGCCGUGCUGAUGCUCGAGUUCUGGAAGCGCAAGGAGUGCCGCAUGGCGCUGUCCUGGGGCACGCUGGGCCUCGACGAGGCCGUGCCGAACCGGCCGGCCUUCCGCGGCGCGACGCGGCCGUCGCUCGUCGACGGCACGCCGGAGAUCCACUACCCGAAGUCGAAGCGGAACCGCAAGGGCGUCGCGUCGUUCGUGACCGUGUUCCUGCUCGUCGUGCUCGUCGUCGCCGCGGCGAGCUCCGUCAUCUGGGUCCGCGUGUCCGUGCAGACGAUCUUCCGCCCGAACCGCGGCCUCUACGUCGCCGCGGGCGCGUCCGUGCUCAACACGGCGCAGAUCGAGGUCAUGAACUACGGCUUCGUGACGAUCGCCACGAAGCUCAACGCGUGGGAGAACCACCGCACGGACGUCGAGUACAUGAACAACCUCGUGCUGAAGCUCGUGUCCUUCUUCUUCUUCAACUACAACAUCCCGCUGCUCUACAACGCGUUCUUCCAGCGGCUCGUCGAGGGCUGCCCGCGCGGCGGCAGCCGCGAGGUCGUCGUCGGCAAGGGCACGUGCUACAGCGCGCUGGAGCUCAACCUGGGCGUCAUCUUCGUCAGCAAGAUGGCGUCGAACUACGCGAGCGAGAUGGCCCUGCCCUGGGUCCGCGCGCGGUACCGCGACGCGCGCGACCGCGGCAAGACGACGGCCGCGGCGUCGGCCGCGGAGGUCGACUUCGACCUGAGCGCGUCCGACGACAUCGACGACAACAUCGGCGACAUGACGGUCCUCGCCAUCCGCUUCUCGUUCAUCACGCUCUUCAUCACGGCGCUGCCGUGCCUCACGGCGCUCGCGUGGUUCGCGAACCACUACGAGGGCACGAACGAUUUGAAGAAGUUCCUGUUCUACAAGCGGCGCGAGUGGCCCGCCGUGGCCUGGUCCGUCGGCUCCUGGCUGCUCGUCUUCCAGCUCAUCACGGCCUGCGCCGUGACGACGAACGCGGCGUGCAUCUUCUACACGGUCCGCUGGGAGCCCUUCGCCGUCGAGGGGGGGCUCCGGCCGAACCAGCGGUCCUUCGGCUUCUUCCUCGUCCAGUACAUCGUGUUCACGCUCAUGGUCGGGCUCAUGAUCGUCGUGCCGGACCAGCCGGAGGACGUGGAGAUCCAGCUGAAGCGGCAGCGGUUCCUCGUGUCGAAGCUCAUCGACCAGACGCCCGACGAGAUGGACUCGGACAGCGACGACGGCGGCGACGACGUCGACGACGACGACGUCGAGGCGCCGCUGCGCCUCCUGGCGCCGGAGACGCCGUCCUACGCGCUCCGCGGCGGCGCGCCGCCGCCGCCGGUCUUCUCCGAGGCGCUCGCGAAGCGCGAGCCGCGCGACGCCGCGGCGCGCGUCUUCGAGGAUCUGAAGAACGACGACGGCCGCCUCGACGGCGCGAUCCUCGAGUCCGUGCUGGGCCACCGCGCGCCGGGCCGGGACGUCGGGCCGCUCCUCGACGACUACCUCCUCCAGGCCGAGCCCCACACGGUGGCGAACUUCAAGUCGCUCCUGCGGGCCGCGUCCGCGCUCGGCGGCGACGACGCGUCGGACGACGACGCCGACGACGCGUCGGACGACGGCGACGCGCCGCCGCCGCCGCCGCCGCCGGCGAGCCCGCUCGACGACCCGCGGCACAACGCCGCCGUCGCGGCCCACUUCGACGCGCUCUAUCGCGACGCGUGGCGGCCGGGGCGGCCGCCGACCUGGGGGCAGAUCUCGGACAAGCUCAACGACCCGGCGCUGUCGCCGAAGAAGCCGCCGCCGGGCGAGGAGCGCAAGGAGGCGGACCGGGGGACCGCGCGCUUCUUCGACCCGCCGCCGGCGCCCGAGGCGCGCGACCGGUCGUCGACGGACGCGCACUUCGCGGCGAUCUUCGACGGCCUCGACGACUCCGACGACGACGACGAGGCGGCCGUCCUCGGCGUACUUCCACUUGGCCCAGAUGUAGCCGAUGGCGAUGAGCGCCGUCGCGACGGAGAAGGUGCACUUGAAGUACUGGGAAGCGACGCAGGGCUGGCGCGCGACGCCGUCGGGCCCCGUGCAGGGGCUGAUGACGCUGUCGAAGCCCGCGGACUGCACCGCCGAGAUGAUGCCCUUCUCGGUGCAGAGGCACUUGGGCAUGUUGCCCGCGCCGUCGGGCUCGCAGAUGCAGGACCCCGUGAGCGCCGUCACCUUGGCGCUCUGCGCGUUCUUGUCCACCUCGACGUGCUUGAUGUAGUGCACCUUGGCGAGCACGUUUUUGAUCGUCUCGCAGCAGCCCUCGCAGGGCAGCCGCGACGUGAUGGCGAUGUCGAAGGUCUUCUCCGCCAUCCGAGCCGGUUGGCGCCGCCGCCGCGCGCGUCCGGCGGUCGCCGAGGCCCGCGCAGUCGCCGCGUUGGCUGCCACCGACGAGGUAUGCCAGAAAAAACUGCGGGCAGCCUCCAAUUGGCAGCCUCUGUGAUUGGGCGAGCCAGGAAGGCGGGGUUUGCUCCGCCAGCGGCGCCGCCGGCACCCCUGCGUGCGCGGCGGGGUGGUACAUCUUACUCCACGAAAACGGCGUUCCCCAGCCGUCACACCCACGUCGCGCCCAAAACCAAGGGGCGUAUCCAACGCCAUCGAUGGUGGCGCGCACCGCGGCUACGGACUUGUACGCCGCGGCAGCCCCGCGGACUCGGAGACGAGGCCCGCGCGGUGGAAUUUGGUCGACGCCAGAACCACCUCCGAUGGGGGCACCGACGGUCAGGCUUACGUCCAGGGGUCAUGGAAGGCCACUCCGACCGCCAGAACGGGCUGCCGCCUGGAACCACAGGAGGCCGAGUUGCACGAAGCGGACCUCGACCUCGUUCCCGCGCCUACAUCCGGCUUCUAAUGCUGCUGCGCCGGUGCCUCGUGCGCGCGCGCGCCGCGACGCAGCAUCAGCGACGACACUUUCCCACGGCCUACAUCCGCGACGUCGACGGCGACAUCUACCUCGUCGGAACCGCGCACAUCGGUAAAAAAUCCAGGGAAGAAGUCGUCGACAUCAUCGACAAGGUCCAGCCUAAAGCCGUCAUGGUCGAGCUGUGCCGCGGCCGCGCGGCGUCGCUGCGCCGCGGCGGCGGGCGAGGCGGCGGCGGCGACUCCGCGACGCUGCGGAUGAUGCUCGAGCGCUUCGGGCUCGACCGGCGCGCCGCGGAGCUCGCGCUCGGCGUCUUCAACCGCGUCGCGGGCGUGCUCGGCGAGCAGGGCGGCGACAUGCUCGCGGCGCUCGAGGCCGGCGAGCGCGUCGACGCGCGCAUCGUCCACGGCGACGUCGACGGCGCGACGACGGAGCGGCGCGUCCGCGCGGCCGCGCAAAAGCUCGUCGCGUCGCCCGCGGACGCGGCGGCGCUCGCCAUGAAGCUGAGCACGGACGCGGACGUCGCGCGCGUCGUCGCGUCCAUCGGCGCCGGCGCGCUCGCCGACGGCGGCCUCGAGGGCGCCGUCGGCGGCGUGCUGAACCGCGAGUCCGCGCGGCGGCUCGGCGCCGUCCUCGACCGCCACGCGCCGGACGUGGCCAACGCGCUGCUGCACGCGCGCGACGCCCACAUGGCCGACGAGCUCCAGGCCGCGGCGAAGGCGCACGGCUCCGUCGUCGGCGUCGUCGGCAUCGCCCACAUGGACGGCAUCGAGCGGCGCUUCCCCAACGCGACGGUCGUGCAUCUGGACGGGGCCUCCGCUGCGCAAAAGGAGACGAGUCACUUCAAAAUGAUCGUUUCUUGCGGCCAGCAUGAGCGGCGUGAUUCUCACUCUACUGAGCUUGUCGAUGUCUGCGCCGUGUUUGAGGAGUAUCGCCGCCUCGCCGGGAUACUCACAACGGUGGAGGGCCCCGAAACCAUGGAAGUCGGUUCCGCGAACAUCGGCCCCGUGGGCAAUCAGUAG
Aureococcus anophagefferens is the source of this 9296-nucleotide messenger RNA. RefSeq lists its product as hypothetical. NCBI's taxonomy places the organism in Eukaryota, Pelagophyceae, Pelagomonadales, Pelagomonadaceae. The coding region runs from base 51 to 9296 and encodes 3081 amino acids. Gene Ontology annotation, molecular function: chloride channel activity; protein binding. Gene Ontology annotation, biological process: chloride transmembrane transport. The record is from RefSeq and is a predicted model, not a curated record. The transcript is spliced from 6 exons.